UCAAGUCAAUGUGUUCUACAUACUCUAAUUGUGCUUGAUAACUUUGUUUCAAAUUUCCCUAAACUUGGAUAUAUUAUUUAUGGGAAUUAAAGUGAGUGCGAUUGGUGUGAUUAGUGUGUCUGAUGCCAAGAAACUGCACACGUGGCACACAGGAGGUCACUGACAAAUUGUGGUAAAGUGCAGAAAUUAGAUAAUAAUAAUAAUAAAAAAUCAAAAGUCAGACACUGCAGCGUGUUAAUGAUGGUAACCACGUUUUGCAUAGGUAAACGCUGCCAUUAUACAAUUACAACAUUUUAGUUUACAUUGUGACACUACUCCCCAUCGACCCAUAGGGUUUGGAAAAACUUAUGAUGCCUCACAAUGUCUUCUUAAACAAGGUAAUUGAAUUCACAAUGAGUAAAGGCUGUAACGUACAUGGAUUCAUACUGUUAAAAGCUUGAUUCUUAUUUUAUUUCUUUAACGAUUCGUAUUGUUAAUUAAAAAGGCCAAUUUAAGAAUAAUAAAAUCGAUUCAAGAAUAAUAAAAUCGGCGUCAGUACUGAGUUCCGCCACUAGAGGACGCUACAGACAUUAUUCUUCCCUGUGCUCUGUCCGUGGUCCUGGAACUUCCAAACGUAAUCCACAUUUUUAUUAAAAUCUACAAGAGACUAGUCUAGAGAUUAACUCCGUACGUCUCCAUUGUGCUGAAUGUUCAAACCACAACAAGCUCAUGCUCCGCGUUGCUGACAUUUUAUUAUUUCGCAACGUCGUUUUAACUCCAUCAUCAUCACUUGUUAUAUACAUUUUGUAGUAUUUUUGUGCUAUUUGCAUUUAAAUGAUAUAUAUAUUUUUGUCUUCAUAUUUGGGAUUUCUGUGACACCCAUGAAUGUUACUUGUAUUCCUUCCUCAGCCGCUAUGAGGAGUCGCACACGUCCGAGCACCUGCGUGCCACCACACCUGCGUUUAAAGGCAAUCAGCAGGUGUAACUGCCUCUCGCGCUGUUUCCCCACCAGCGAAUUUUGACGUAAAAAAUAUAUUCUGUUUUUUUUCUUCUAAUGCUUGCUUUAGGUUGAAAACGUCUCCAAAGUGCUUUAAAUAUUGCCAUUAAUAAAAGUGAUGUCGUUGAUCCGACGUGCAGCCGCUGCGCAGUCUGUUUCUGCCUCCUUCUCUCUUUGUCGCAUUGGAUUUAAAGGCGAAGCGAUAUCAUCGGGAAUCGGACCCAGGUUAGAGGUGAUGGCUGCUGGCUGCUAGCUGGCUUUCUUUAACUGUGAAUAUCGGAUAUCGGGAAAUCACGAUUGCCGAGUAAUUUCAAACGGCGUCAUCCGGUAGAUUGGGGGAGACGGUAACGCAGAAAAGGCGCACAGGGCGAGAGGGCAGCCCGAGAAGAAGCCCGCCGGACGGCCGGAGAUCGAACAGGACGGAGGUCCACCUGGCAGGCUGAGCAGAGCAGCGGGCCUCACAAAACUGAGGACGCAGUGAAGGACACUAAAGGUGGCCACUCCAGAAUCCCACCUCAGCUGGAUCAUGGGUAACCAGACUGGCAGAGACAGCAAUGGCCCUACAGGUUCUCCAUUAGAUUUCUUCCACACGCCUCCUACCACGCCCUCAGAGGCAGAGCUCACUGCUAUGGCCUUAUCCUCUUCAGCUUCCUCCACCACCACCACCUUCUCCGUCACCCCUCCUCCUGCAGACUGGACGCAGAACCCGUCGGCUCCCUCUGAAUGGGCUGUGAUCAGCGUCGACGGUGUCGCCCCGGAGACAAACGUGAGCGAUGCAGCGGUGAUGCGUGGGAAGGCAGCAGGCAGCCCGGGCAGCCCGGCUUUCCUCCCCCCGUCCGGUGACUCUGCUUCAGAGCAAAGCUGGCUGGAGCGGGACAGCGGACUGGAGCCGCAGGCUGCAGCAGAGCGGGUGGGAGAGGAGAUGAACCUGGUUUUACUCAGUCUGAUGGAGCACUACAGGGCCUCGCUGUGCCUCGCCCCCAACGAUGACGUAACCACGGGAGCAGUAGAGCUGCUAAGACGCCUGAUAACAGAAAGAGAUGAGCUGGUUGAGGAGGUGGACACACUUCGGGAGACACUUCGGGCGGAGAGGUUGGAGUGGCAUCAGUUCCAGUGUGACCUGCAGGUAGCGGUGUCUGUGGCUGACCGGCUGCGGGUGGAGUCCGAACAAUCUCUUGGUGUGCUCAAGGAGACCCAGGGGGCUGUGGAGGAGCAGCUGGCUCACGCCCUCCGCGGAGAGAAGGAGACGCGGGGAGAGCUGGAGAGUCUCCGGGACGAGCACAGAGACGCCUGCUGCAAACUCGCUGAACUCACCCGGCAGCGGGAACUGGAUCGAGCCGAGCUGGACGCUUUGAGGGCCACUCGCGAGGUCAAACGUACCACAGAGUGUGAUCAGCUGACGGAGCGACGAGACUCCGUGGAGGGACGCGGGACGGGAGCACAGGCAGUUGUGGGGCCAGUUGAAACCGACGCUGCAGUCCAAAGCGUUGAGAAGGACAAUCAAACGAAUGCAGAGGUGGAAGCUGAUGUCGAGGGCCACGACCCCGAGGACGCAGAUGGGGGCAUGCAGCUGACUGGGAAGGGCGUGGCGGAGGGAUACCUUCGUAGUUUGGCUAUGAUGGGGAAGAAAAAAGAUGGAAGGGAUCCUCGGAGGAUUGUGAUGCUAUCUGAAAGAUCUUGGAGUCUCUCUCGUCUCCCACUCCCAUCGGACUCCUCCGGUGACAAUGGAACCUCAAGAAGCACAACACUGCCGCUCUGCAAGAAAGAAGAGCCACUAAAAGAGAGAAGUAGCGACCGCAUAUUACAGCGGCAGGACAGCUGGUCCAGCUUUUACACAGGAAAACAGGAUGAGGACCAAAGCCCAGAUUCCACCAAACCUCAGGAUGGUUUCAGUCGUCUGCUGAGGCGUCACGGCGGCUCCCGAAGAAACUCUCUGCUGCGCUGGUGCCAGAGUCGUACCAGGAGUUAUAAGAAUAUUGAAAUCACAAACUUCAGCAGCAGCUGGGACGACGGUUUGGCGUUCUGCGCUGUUUAUCACACAUAUUUGCCAAACGUCAUCCCGUACGACGCCCUCAACCCAGCAGACCAGAAGGAAAAUUUGGACCUCGCUUUUAAGACGGGAGAGCGAGUGGGAAUCAAAGCCACACUGACGGCGGAGGAGAUGCUGAAGGCCAAUGGACCGGACUGGCAGCAGGUCCUUGGUUAUGUCGAAAGCAUUUUCCGUCACUUUGAGAUGUGAAGGCGGUUUCUCUUGUUGCUCUUCAGUCUGGUUCUUCUCCAUGAUUGUGAAUUAAGGACUGAACAGCUGUCCAUCACAAGAGGGAGUCCUACUUGUAGUAAAUUGAAACGGCCAGGAUUUUAAAUGUGUCAGCAAUAUUCAACUUUAUGAUAUGUUUUUAAUCAGAGUUAAGAGUUUUUCUAUUUUUCUACAUCCCAUCUAUUCAGAUCCAGAGAGCUGCUUGCUGAUGACACACGGGACACUAAAUUAUUUCAGAUAUACACAGGCUGAAUAAGCACUGUCACAUUUGUUUCUGGUUGCUGGGUGCACUGGUUUUGCACGGUUUGCCUUUUAAAACUCAAUGAUCACUUUGAAUAAUGUAAAUUUGCUUUUUUGCAUUUUUACUUUAAUGACUUUCAAAUCUGGGACACUUUUUAAGUUUUAUUUAUUUUGACCACAAUAGUUUUUAUCGUGAACUUCUACUGCUGUUUUACAGUGUCAUGUCUGUAUGCACCCAUACCUAAAGCCUAAAGUGGACAGACUUAAAAUCUGCUUCUUAUUGUUGGAAUAGUGUAAUUUUAACUGUAAACAGUAUCCGUCAGGCAAUGUAAAUGUGUGUAAGCGCUUCAGUAUUUAAAAGAAACAUCUUAAGCAUAUGACUGUUGUUUCCAAAUGCCUUAUUGCAGUAAUAAAGUUAUGUAUAUGGA
Gasterosteus aculeatus aculeatus (three-spined stickleback) is the source of this 3901-nucleotide messenger RNA. RefSeq lists its product as uncharacterized. Gene Ontology annotation, molecular function: protein binding. NCBI's taxonomy places the organism in Eukaryota, Metazoa, Chordata, Actinopteri, Perciformes, Gasterosteidae. The record is from RefSeq and is a predicted model, not a curated record.